Molecule: messenger RNA, 2550 nt
Organism: Cannabis sativa
Lineage: Eukaryota; Viridiplantae; Streptophyta; Magnoliopsida; Rosales; Cannabaceae
Product: probable methyltransferase PMT18
Exons: 5
Coding region: 472-2379 (635 amino acids)
Cellular component (GO): trans-Golgi network; endosome; cytoplasm
Molecular function (GO): methyltransferase activity
Source: RefSeq, a predicted model, not a curated record
UCCUACCAUUUUCAGACAUGUGGAUUAGGAAUUAUCAUUAUAAUAAUAUUUUAAAGAGAGAGAGAGAGAGAGAGAGAGAGAGUAAAUUGAGGGAGGCUGAGAUUGUGCCACUCCUCUCUUCUUACUAGUCAGUCAGUCACUCAUUCCCAUAACAUUAACAUAAUAUAAGAAUGAAUGAAUAUGACCAAGUCCCUCCUCUAAUGGCGGAGCCUCUCAAUCUCAACCUCACCCUUUCCUCCUCCUCCUCCUCUUUUUCCUCUUUUCCUGUUCCUUUCUUUUACUAACCCUUCUUCUUCCUUUGUUUUUUCUUUUCUUUUGCUUUUUUUUUUUCUAACCAUGGUUUCCUUUACAUAUAACUAUUAAUCUUUUUACAGCCCUUGCAAACUCUUUGCCCAGUAUCGAUUUAAAGGAGUGAAUUCUUCUGAGCUGAAACUGGAAACUCCAUAGUAGUAUUGAAACAAGUUAUUAAAAAUGGCCCGGGACUAUAAUGGAUCCCCAAAGCAUCAUCAUAAUCAUCUCGAGUCCAAAAGAAAGCGCCUUACUUGGAUUUUUGGAGUUAGUGGACUAUGCAUAUUAUCUUAUGUUUUGGGAGCCUGGCAAAACUCUAAUCCUUCAACCUCUCCAUCUGCGGGUGUCUCCAAUAAGAUUGGUUGUGAAGUUGGACCCCCCCAAGUGGAUAUCAAAUCAUCAUCAACACCCUCAUCCUCUUCCUCUUCAUCGCCUGCUUUGGACUUCGAAAGCCAUCACACGGUGGACAUUAACAAAACUAAUGAUGCAUCACGCAAGUUGCCGCCAUGUGACAUGUCCCUGAGUGAGUACACUCCAUGCCAACAUCCUCCGAGGGGAAGGAAAUUCGACCGUGACAUGCUUAAGUAUAGAGAGCGACAUUGCCCCACCAAGGAGGAACUCCUCCUUUGCCUCAUUCCUGCUCCUCCUAAGUAUAAGACUCCUUUCAAGUGGCCUCAGAGCAGAGAUUAUGCUUGGUAUGAUAACAUUCCUCACAGAGAGCUCAGCAUAGAGAAAGCUGUGCAGAAUUGGAUUCAAGUGGAGGGUGAUAGGUUCAGAUUCCCUGGUGGUGGAACCAUGUUCCCUCGUGGAGCUGAUGCCUAUAUUGAUGACAUUAAUGAACUCAUACCUCUUACUAAUGGAGCUAUAAGAACAGCCAUUGACACAGGCUGUGGUGUAACAAGUUGGGGAGCAUAUUUGUUGAAGAGGAACAUAGUUACUAUGUCCUUUGCGCCAAGGGACACUCACGAAGCACAAGUUCAGUUUGCAUUGGAGCGAGGAGUUCCUGCAAUGAUUGGCAUUAUGGCUUCCCAAAGGCUUCCCUAUCCAGCCAGGGCUUUCGAUAUGGCUCACUGUUCUCGUUGUUUAAUACCUUGGCAUCAAUAUAAUGGUAUGUACCUAAUUGAAGUGGACAGAGUUCUGAGGCCAGGUGGUUACUGGGUUCUUUCUGGGCCACCUAUUAACUGGAAAAAGUACUGGAGAGGUUGGGAAAGAAGCCAAGAGGACUUGAAAGGAGAGCAAGACGCCAUUGAGGAUGUUGCAAAGAGGCUUUGCUGGAAGAAAGUAGCUGAAAAGAAUGAUCUUUCGAUUUGGCAAAAGCCCAUCAAUCAUGUGGAGUGUGUGAAGAACAGGAAGGUAUACAAAACACCACACAUGUGCAAAUCUGAGAAUCCCGAUGCGAGUUGGUAUAAGAACAUGGAAACUUGCAUCACCCCAAUGCCUGAUGUUAGCAGUCCAGCAGAAGUGGCUGGUGGGAAGCUGGAGAAGUGGCCUGAGCGUGCCUUUGCCACGCCUCCAAGAAUCAGCAGCGGUUCCAUACCAGGCAUCUCUGCAGAGAAAUUCAGAGAGGACAAUCAAGUGUGGAAAGAGCGGUUGACUCACUACAAGCGAAUCCUACCUCUUCAACAAGGGCGUUACAGGAACAUCAUGGACAUGAACGCUCAUCUGGGUGGAUUUGCAGCCGCCUUGGCUAAGUAUCCUGUGUGGGUUAUGAAUGUGGUGCCUGCCAACUCGGACCUGGACACUCUUGGUGUGAUUUAUGAGCGUGGUUUCAUUGGAGCAUACCAAGAUUGGUGCGAGGCUUUCUCAACCUAUCCAAGAACUUAUGAUCUUAUUCAUGCAGGUGGCGUUUUCAGCAUAUACCAGGACAGGUGUGAUAUCACAUAUGUUCUGCUAGAGAUGGAUAGAAUUCUGAGGCCUGAAGGAACAGUGAUAUUCAGAGACACAGUAGAGAUCCUGGUAAAGAUACAGAGCAUUGCAAAGGAGAUGAGAUGGAAGACUCAAAUCAUGGACCAUGAAAGUGGUCCUUUCAAUCCUGAGAAAAUUCUUGUUGCUGUUAAAACUUACUGGACUGGUGAAAUGAGCACUAACUAGCUUUAUAGGCUAUAGCUGUGUAGUAGUGGACUAAGUAGAAGAAAGUAGUACUACUUACUUACCUACCUACGUUUGGUGUGGUAGUUGUUUGUUUGUACUUGUAGUAGUAAAACACACAAACAGGCACAACAAGUGAGAAAGAAAAAAAAGACUUUACUUGGGUUUCGGCUA